AUGUCUGGUGAAGAAGAUCUUGAGACGCAGCCAUUACUGCCACAUGAUGAGAGGGUGGAUACGAGGGAGAUUCCUACUGAGCAGAAUGGGAGACCUUAUUAUAAGAUUGUUAGUGCGGUGAUUACUCUGCUGAUGCUUCUUAUAUCUGUAAUCAAGCUACAUAACAGCGCUCCGUCUAUGGAGGAGCUGCAAAACGAUAUAAUGACCAUGUCAGAUGUGACUGUCAACAACGUGCAUGUUGAUGGGUGGAAAAGCGGCAAGGAUAGCGGGUUGAAUUAUGAUGGCGGCAAAUUUCUGCAAUUGACCACAUCGGUAGAUUUGACACUGAAUUACGACUUACUGUCAAAAGAGAGAAGUAAGUGGUACCAUUUUAUGGGCGAAGAAGUCGCUCGUUCUCUCUGUUUCAAAGCUAAUAAUGUCACCUUGUACAACACGGAUCCGGUACAAGACGAUAUUUAUCGUCUGGGGAGUUUGGUCAUCAAUAAACCUUUCUGUAUUGACCUAAGCAACGGCACACAGAACCGGCUGGAGGUAGUCGCCCUUGUAGAACCCAACAUGAAGAAUGUGGUACGUAUUGUGAGAAAACUUUGGGGAAAAAAAUACGAUCAAGUUAAUCUGUGGUCUGUUUCGGAUAUAUCAAUCUUAAAAGAUUUGAAGAUUGGUAAUUUACAAAUUGGAAGCUUCCGCAACUUAAAAAUUGAUUUAAAUGAAUUUUUUCGAUUUGAACAACUUAGCAAUUUUUUAGGUGAAACUUUUACUGAAAUUGAAAAUCAAUUCACGGUGAAAGAAGUACAAAUGCAAGAUCUAGAUAAGGGGUUUGGCAUUGAUGUCACAAGUGAGCAAAUUGAUUUCAGUUUUUUACCUAUAUGGGACUGGAUUGAAUUACCAAAAAACACGCUGAUACCUUCACUUAGUUGGAAACCAAAACUUGCCAAUUGUUUGAAUGAUUACACCAUAGAGAUUCCUUCAUUAAAUUGUUCCAGUGAAAAUUUUCAGUUUUCUAAAAUGAUUCAACCAAAAGUAGCCGGCAACUUGGUUGGUCCAUUACCGGAUGAAUUAUUAUCUCAUGUAUGUUGGUCUGAUGAAGAGAAUACAGUGACACCAUUAACCAAAUUAUUAAAUUCUUUAUUUAAUGAAACUGAAAGAUUGACUUUUCAAAUGAAAGGUGAAGCUAUUGAAAGCACUAAAUACCAUCAGUCAUUAAUUCCAAGUGAUUUACUCAAUUCUGCAUUAGACGAAUUGUCAUAUUUUACUAUUGCACCAAAUGUCUCGUUCAAUAUAUCUACUUUAUUGCGGGAAUUUAAUAUAAAUGAUUUGAGAUUGAAAUGGCUAAAUGGCUACCAAAGAUUACAGUUGCUCGGAACCAUCCAAGGAAUUCUUGAUUUAUCUUUUUACAAAACCACUGAAGAACGAUUCUAUGUGAAUAAUAUAAAAGGUGAAUUAGAACUUUUUCAUCGUGAUAACAAAUUUUUAGAGAUUCCAAUGAAAGUUUGGACCAAUUCCACAUCUAGAAUGUUUCUGGAUGCAGAAACAAAUAAUACCAUGAUGGAGUUAAUAUUUGAUAUUAACGAUAGUAAUUUAAAAGUCAUAGACAAGUUGGAGUUAAGUAGAACUUUCAAUGAAAUUCUCUUUUAUGGCGAAACCAAAGUUACAUUUGAUAGCACAUUAGACAUCGUAAUAGAUAGUCUAUUAGGUGAGAUCGUAAUCACAGGCUUGAAGACUAGUGGUAGUACGGUAGUUCAUUGA
Molecule: messenger RNA, 1746 nt
Organism: Kazachstania africana CBS 2517
Lineage: Eukaryota; Fungi; Ascomycota; Saccharomycetes; Saccharomycetales; Saccharomycetaceae
Gene: TAG1
Product: Tag1p
Exons: 1
Coding region: 1-1746 (581 amino acids)
Source: RefSeq, a predicted model, not a curated record